CAGCCGCUCCUGAAACAAGAGCGCCCGUUGCGUCCAACGCAAUGAGACCGCACACCAUUGAAGCUGAAGCUUCCGGCGGCGGCGCUGAUGUUGAGGAGGCGGUUGAGCCCAGCACGCUCCGCCACCGCCAGAAAUCCGCCAAGGAAAGCUCCUCCCAUGCGGUGGCCGGGGAGGAGGAUGAUGCGCUGGGGUCGGUGGAGCAGGCGUUCGCGGGCCAAGCCGUGCCGACGUGGCGGGAGCAGCUGACGUUUCGCGCCUUCGUGGUCAGCUUCUUCCUCGCCAUCAUGUUCAGCGUCAUCGUCAUGAAGCUCAACCUCACCACCGGCAUCAUCCCCUCGCUCAACGUCUCCGCCGGCCUCCUCGGCUUCUUCUUCGUCCGCCUCUGGACGGGCGCCAUCGAGAGGGCAGGGUUCCUCAGGCAGCCGUUCACGAGGCAGGAGAACACCGUCAUCCAGACCUGCGUCGUCUCUGCAUACGGCAUCGCCUUCAGCGGUGGAUUUGGCAGUUACUUGUUCGGCAUGAGUGAAGUUAUCGCUAAGAUAGACGCAGAAACUAACACUCCUGACAAUGUCAAGGAUCCUCAGAUCGGGUGGAUGAUUGGAUUUCUGUUUCUCGUCAGUUUUGUUGGGCUGUUUGCUCUUGUACCCCUCAGAAAGAUUAUGAUCAUCGACUACAGGCUGACCUAUCCAAGUGGCACUGCGACCGCCUAUCUUAUCAAUGGUUUCCACACGCCAGAGGGUGCAAGGCUUGCAAAGAAGCAGGUAAAGACACUGGGCAGGUUCUUUUCGUUCAGCUUCCUUUGGGGAUUCUUUCAGUGGUUCUAUACUGCUGGAGAUCAUUGUGGAUUUGGUAGCUUCCCUACAUUAGGCCUUCAAGCCUAUAAGAACAGGUUUUACUUCGAUUUCUCUCCUACCUAUGUUGGAGUUGGUAUGAUCUGCCCGCACAUUGUGAACGUAUCUGUUCUACUUGGAGGCAUCCUCUCAUGGGGAUUAAUGUGGCCCCUGAUACACAACAAGAGAGGGAGUUGGUUCAGUGCUGACCUAGGAGACGGUAAUCUCCAAGGUCUCCAAGGUUACCGGGUGUUCAUAUCCAUCGCCUUGAUCCUUGGGGACGGCCUGUACAACUUCGUCAGGGUUCUCUACCGCACAAUUUCUGCCUUCCUAACGAUGGUGAGGAAGCAUAACACCAUUCCGGUCUUCGACGAGGUCAGCGCCGCGCCAACCGGCGAAGGCCUCUCAUUCGACGAGGAACGCCGCAUGAAACUCUUCCUGAAGGACCAAAUCCCCAAGCCCAUCGCGUACGCGGGAUACGCCGCCGUCGCCGCGGUGUCGAUCGGCACCCUGCCCCAGAUCUUCCCGGAGCUCAAGUGGUACUACAUCCUGCUCGUCUACGUCUUCGCGCCCGUGCUGGCGUUCUGCAACGCCUACGGUUCGGGCCUCACCGACUGGUCCCUCGCCUCCACCUACGGCAAGCUCGCCAUCUUCAUCUUCGGCGCGUGGGCCGGCGCCUCGCACGGCGGCGUGCUCGUCGGGCUCGCCGCCUGCGGUGUCAUGAUGAGCAUCGUGGCCACGGCCUCCGACCUGAUGCAGGACUUCAAGACGGGGUACCUGACGCUGGCGUCGCCGAGGUCCAUGUUCAUCAGCCAGGUGAUUGGCACCGCCAUGGGCUGCGUCAUCGCGCCCUGCGUCUUCUGGCUCUUCUACAAGUCCUUCGAUGUCGGAAAGGACGGCAGCGAGUACCCGGCGCCGUACGCCACCGUGUACCGGAACAUGGCCAUACUGGGCGUCGAGGGCUUCUCCAAGCUCCCCAAGCACUGCCUCACGCUCUGCUACGUGUUCUUCGCGGCGGCGAUCACGAUCAACCUGAUCAAGGACAACGUGCCGAUCAAGAUCGCGAAAUACAUCCCUCUCCCGAUGGCCAUGGCGAUACCGUUCUACAUCGGGCCCUACUUCGCGAUCGACAUGUUCGUCGGCACCGUGAUCAUCUUCGUGUGGAGCAUGGUGAACAAGCCCGAAGCGGAGGCGUUCGGGCCUGCGGUGGCCUCGGGGUUGAUCUGUGGCGACGGCAUUUGGUCGUUGCCGCAGUCGAUCCUUGCUCUUGCCAAGGUGAAGCCGCCGAUUUGCAUGAAGUUCCUAUCGAGAACCGUGAAUGCCAGAGUGGAUACCUUCCUAGGAAAUUAGCCGUGUUCAGCCAGGAAUCUGGCGGCAAAAGAAAAGGUAUUACUGGCUAGUUUGAACCCGUAUAUACAUAUACUGUAUCAUCACCCUCCUACAAUCACGAGUGUGUAUUAGGCUGCUACGCAUGGUGCUGUACUAAUGUACCAAAGCUUGUGCUGGGUAAUUAGUAGUACAUGGUAUAUAUGUAUGCUAGCAGGAAUGCCAAAACUGUGUCGCAAACUCGCAAAACAUCCUUCAAACAUUAGGCUGAUACGCAUGGUGCUGUAGUAAUGUAGGAGUACCAAA
Lolium rigidum is the source of this 2462-nucleotide messenger RNA. Its product is annotated as probable metal-nicotianamine transporter YSL12. Gene Ontology annotation, cellular component: membrane. Gene Ontology annotation, molecular function: oligopeptide transmembrane transporter activity. The transcript is spliced from 6 exons. The coding region runs from base 42 to 2180 and encodes 712 amino acids. NCBI's taxonomy places the organism in Eukaryota, Viridiplantae, Streptophyta, Magnoliopsida, Poales, Poaceae. The record is from RefSeq and is a predicted model, not a curated record.